AUGAGGAUAAUCCGACAGCACACUACCAUCCCUAUUCCUCAAGUGUUCGACUUUGAAAUGUCUACAAACCAACCCUUUGGUUACCCAUACAUGUUCAUGGAGCAUCGUGGUCACUCCCUUCCGAAUGGCCUGGCGAAAGCCGUACCUCGCCAACAUCGUCCCAAAGUAGCGAAGCAGCUCGCAAACGUCUUUACAGAGCUUCAAAACCUAACCUUCAGCCGCAUUGGGCGCCUCUUGUGUGGAGAUGGAGCUGAUCAGCCUGUGCAAGUCGUAGCUAUGGAUUGGCAUGCUUCUCCGGGACCUCUGGACACGUCGUUUGAAUAUUUCUACAACCAGAGACAAGCCGAAAACCGGGAAUCGAUGGACUUGCAUCCAAACGACCCAGACUGGUUGACAGCAUGCUGGGUGCUGAAGUCAGGUCUUGCCCACAUGAUCAUUGAGGAUAGGGUCCGAGGCCCAUUUUCUCUAUGCCAUCUCGAUCUACACUAUGGCAAUAUGCUGUUUGACAAGGAGUACAAUCUGACUGGAAUUAUUGAUUGGAGUAGUGCGCAAGCUGCUCCUCUUGAGCAGUUGUCUGUGUGUCCAGAAUUCGCCACCUUUCCAGGGAUGACAGAUGAGGAGAAUCAACCCAUGAUCGACUUUAAAAAUCUUGUUGUGCAAUCUAUAAGGGAGAAAGAGCAAGAGCAAGAAAGAAAGCCACCUCUUGAUGACCCAGAUCUGGACAUUGCAGGGCAGUCAAAUCUUACGCUCCUUUCCACCUACAUGGCUUCCAAAAGUGCAGAGAUUACCUAUCGUCAGUACAUGUCUUCACCCAGAGGUGCCCUCUUUGCUGGGAAGAUGGUUGCAGGGCUUAUAUAUGGAAAGAGCGUCACUUGGGAGCAGUUGAAAGAGGUUUAUGGAACUAUGUCGCUUCUCUAA
Fusarium musae is the source of this 918-nucleotide messenger RNA. RefSeq lists its product as uncharacterized. Bases 1 to 918 code for a protein of 305 amino acids. The transcript has a single exon. NCBI's taxonomy places the organism in Eukaryota, Fungi, Ascomycota, Sordariomycetes, Hypocreales, Nectriaceae. The record is from RefSeq and is a predicted model, not a curated record.